Lycium ferocissimum is the source of this 1444-nucleotide messenger RNA. RefSeq lists its product as uncharacterized. The record is from RefSeq and is a predicted model, not a curated record. The transcript has 12 exons. Gene Ontology annotation, molecular function: thiolester hydrolase activity. Gene Ontology annotation, cellular component: intracellular membrane-bounded organelle. The coding region runs from base 121 to 1125 and encodes 334 amino acids. NCBI's taxonomy places the organism in Eukaryota, Viridiplantae, Streptophyta, Magnoliopsida, Solanales, Solanaceae.
AAUCCAUGUUUUUUCUCCACCAUCCACAGUUCUUGGAACAACUAGUAAACCAGUGAAUCCAAGAUUUAUACGCCCUUUUCAAAAGAUUAUCAUAUCAUACAGUUCUUGGGUCUUUAUGCAAUGAACUUCAUGUUGAUUUUCAUUUUCCUCUCGACCCUGUCAAUCACUACAUAUUCUCUUCCUUUUGUUGUCUUUCAUGGAAUAUCAGAUAAAUGUAGCAAUGGAGGCAUCACGCGUUUCACCGAGCUUCUAAGCAACUGGUCAGGCUCUUCAGGACAUUGCAUUGAAAUUGGUAAUGGAGAGUGGGAUUCCUGGUUUAUGCCUUUCUCCAAGCAGGUAGACAUUGCUUGUGAGAAGUUACAGAAAAUGAGUGAGCUUAGUGAAGGUUACAACAUAAUUGGGCUCUCCCAGGGGAGCAUGGUCGGCAGAGGGGUUAUUGAGUUCUGUGAUGGUGGACCUCCAGUGAGGAAUCUUAUAUCUCUGGCUGGUCCUCAUACUGGAAUAGCUUCUGUUCCCUUGUGUGGUUCAGGUUUCUGGUGCAUUCUUGCAGACUCUUUGCUCAAGUUAGCUAUUUACAGCAAUUUUAUCCAGGAACAUCUUGCUCCUGCAGGGUACAUUAAAAUCCCAACUGACAUAGCUGACUAUAGAAAAGGAUGUAAAUUCCUUCCAGUACUCAACAAUGAGGUACACAGAAAUUCUACUUUCAAGAAAAGGUUUGCAAGCUUGGAAAAGUUGGUACUUAUUAUGUUUGAAAAAGAUGAAGUUUUGGUACCAAAGGAGACCUCAUGGUUUGGGUACUAUCCUGAUGGUUCCUUCAGCACUGUUUUGCCUGCUCAGAAGACACAGCUCUAUACAGAAGAUUGGAUUGGUCUGAAGAUGUUGGAUGAAGCUGGAAAAGUGAAGUUCCUGAAUGUAUCUGGAAGUCAUCUUGAAAUAUCAACUAGUGAAAUGAGGAAAAAGAUACUACCAUACUUGAUAGAUAAUGUAUCUACUACAGUGACUACAUCAAGAUCAUCUGAUCUAUUAUGGCAUUCAUCUGUCUGGGAUUUCAACGAUGAAUUCAGUGGUGCUGUAGAAGAAAUUCUCCAGCUGCACACUAUGCUGAAACAGUUUAGCUUAAGAUGAUGGAAAUUUUAGUUUAACUGUUAGUCAGUGGCUGCCUAAAGAAACUCCAAUCCGAUCCACCCCCACCUGGAUGGCAUCUAUCUCAUUCCGAUCACAAGGAGAGUUUCACUAUGAUGGGGUUUACUUGUUUUUUUUCCCUUAAGGAAAAAAUGAAAUGCAUAGGGGACCAUCCUUAAUGGGGAAAGUUGAACAACGAAGAAAAAUCAAAAUCCGAUUAUAGUCUUUUCAAUUCGCACAACUUGAUUUUUUCCCUUGUGAUAUCACUUUUAUCUCUAAUAAUUGAUCUAACAACAUGAAAUUGCCGUGCUCUUUUCUUUUU